Daucus carota subsp. sativus is the source of this 1068-nucleotide messenger RNA. RefSeq names its product glycine-rich cell wall structural protein 1. The transcript has a single exon. Bases 1 to 1068 code for a protein of 355 amino acids. The record is from RefSeq and is a predicted model, not a curated record. Lineage: Eukaryota; Viridiplantae; Streptophyta; Magnoliopsida; Apiales; Apiaceae.
AUGAGUACUCUUAUUUCACGUAGUAGGGUCUAUGUGCUGCUGCUUGUUUUUACCAUUGUGUUGGAGUGCUUGAGUGUACAACUUGCACUUGGAGAUACUAAGCUACAUAAGGCCACAUGGGGUGAUCAAGAUGACUGUGGAUACGGAGGGGAAUGUGAGUCUAGGCCACUUAGUGGUCGUCAUCGCGGUGGUGGGCUUGGUGGGGGUGGACUGGGUGGGGGUGCAGGUGGAGGAUUUGGGGGAGGUGGAGGUGCAGGCCUUGGAGGUGGUGCUGGACUAGGUAGAGGGGGAGGACUUGGUGGAGGACUGGGAGGCGGUGGUGGUGCAGGUGGAGGUGGAGGACUUGGAGGCGGUGGUGGUGGAGGACUUGGAGGCGGUGGUGGUGUAGGUGGAGGACUGGGAGGCGGUGGUGCAGGUGGAGGUGGAGGACUGGGUGGCGGUGUUGGUGGUGGUAUAGGGGGAGGACUUGGUGGAGGUGGAGCACUUGGAGGCGGUGGUGGUGUAGGUGGAGGACUGGGAGGCGGUGGUGGUGCAGGUGGAGGUGGAGGACUCGGAGGCGGUGUUGGUGCAGGUGGAGGAUUUGGAGGCGGUAGUGGUGUAGGUGGAGGGCUUGGAGGCGGUGGUGGUGCAGGGGGAGGGCUUGGUGUUGGUGGAGGACUAGGAGGCGGUGGUGGGCUUGGUGGUGGUGGUGGGCUUGGGGGAGGUGGUGGUUCUGGUGGAGGGUCAGGUCAAGGUGGUGGAUUCGGAGCUGGUAUAGGUGGGGGAAGUGGGGCUGGACUUGGUCUUGGAGAGGGUGGUGGUGGAGGUUCUGGCGGAGGAGGUGGUAGAGGGAUAGGUGGUGGUGGAGUUGGUGUUGCUAGAGGUGGUGGUGGUGGUUUUGGAGCUGGAGGAGGAGGUGGUAGUGAAGGUGGUUAUGGUCAUGGUCAGGGAGGAGGAUUUGGGGCAGGAGGCGGCGUAGGCGGUGGUGUUGGUGGCAAUGGUGGAGGUGGAGGAGGAGGCGGUGGUGGGGGGAUCCGUGGCGGUGGCUUUGGUUUUGGAGCUGGUGGAGGUUUUGGCGGUGGAAACUGA